AUGGAAGACAUUGUCAAUUUGUUGGAGACUUACCGUGGUCGGGAUAAAGUCAUUCGUCUUUGCUGUUAUGGAGCGAUGUUGUUGGCAGGCAAGGAUGGAAAAAAUAGUCGAUUAUUACGAGUGAGUGCUGCUUUGUCCGACUGUCGAGUUGUACUUCGUUUAUUUGACGACAUUCCCAUGUUGGCUUACAGUCUUCAAUAUGCUAAUUCCGCAGCAAAAGAGGAGAACUGGGUUUUACAGAAAAUAGGUGUGGCCAAUAAUAUUGCUGCUCAUCUUUAUUAUAUUUUAGAAAAAGUGGCUUGGCUGGCAGACACACGAGUCUUGUCUGUACACUCAUCACCCUGGUGGACAAGGGCCACUUACAUCUGGCUUUUUUCCCUCAUUGCUGAAAUUUUACAAGUUUUAAUGAAGUUGAAGAAAUUACAUGAAACUCGCACUUUAUUCCUGCAGCAACCAAACAAUCAAAGUGGCCUCCCAGAAACACAGAUAAAGCUGCAGAGAUUGUCUCAAGAGAAUACAUUCCAUCUGCUGACCGUUUUGCAAAACUUUACAGAUUUGAUCUGUGCUGUCCAUUGGCUGCCUCCUGGCCGCCUUUGGUCAGGGAAACUCUCUCACGUGACAGUCGGCCUGCUUGGUUCUAUCUCUUCAAUGAUACGUCUUUAUCAUGUUUAUUUGCAAAACUCCAAGAAGUCCAUGAAGACAUCCAAGUAA
Acanthosepion pharaonis is the source of this 711-nucleotide messenger RNA. Lineage: Eukaryota; Metazoa; Mollusca; Cephalopoda; Sepiida; Sepiidae. The record is from the annotation of a GenBank genome assembly.